Molecule: messenger RNA, 1755 nt
Organism: Meloidogyne enterolobii
Lineage: Eukaryota; Metazoa; Nematoda; Chromadorea; Rhabditida; Meloidogynidae
Source: the annotation of a GenBank genome assembly
AUGGCUAUCAAUUCCCAAACACUUAACGUCUUUCAAUUAGGAAUUGGGUUUUUCUUUGUUUUUCUUGCCUUCAAUUCACAAGGAUUUAUCGAAGAAUCUGUUCUAGAUUCGUUUGUUGCACAAGGAGUGGUGAAAAGGCAUGAUGGAUAUACCAGCCUAGCAAUUAUUUAUGCUUCAUUUACUCUACUCAAUAUAGCUGCUGCACCAAUUGUGGGCAUUCUUGGAACUCGUUGGGCAUUACUUUUUGGAGCCUGUACUUAUGCACUCUUUCAAGCUGGAUUUUUAUUUUUGAAUCGUUUUUAUUUAUUUGGGUCUUCUGCUUUGCUUGGAUUGGGGGCUGCUGUAAUAUGGACAGCCCAAGGAAAAUAUUUAGCACUUAAUAGCCAACCAGAAACAGCAGGAAAACACAGUGGUUUAUUUUGGGCAUUAUCACAAGCAUGUCAAGUCUGUGGAGGAAUAUUCCUAUCAAUUGUAUUUUUACUUCAUCAACAUUCAAAUCCUGAAGAACACUAUCAUUUUGGCAGCAAUUUUGCUCCCUCAACAGUCAAAUUACUUUAUGCAGUAUUUACUGGAAUUACAGUUUUGGGUGCUCUAAUUUUGGGAUUGUUACCUUUAAAUGCUGAAAAUGUUGGAAAUAAUAGGAGAAGACAUGGAGAAGAUUCUCCUUCACCUUCUGAAUUGCUUGAUCCAAUUAUUAACCCAAUUUCGAAUCAACCAACUGGAGAAGCUAAUAUUCUUGAUAAUGAGAAUGGAGCUGAACCUAAUAAUAUUUUAACAUCUAUUUUGUCUAUGAUUAGUAGUGUUUAUUCCCUAAAACGUUAUCGCGAAUUGUCCGUAAAUUUAAAAGUUUGCAACUUUUGUCCGCAAAUUUUUUUUUAUUUUUUAAUGAGAAAAAAGUUUAAAAAUAUUAAAAAUAUCUUUUCUAUAUCUUUAUUUUAUUGGAAAUAUCUUUCACUGUUUUUUAAAAUUAAUUGCAAAAAUUUUUUUUUGGUUAAGUGGAAUGGUUAUGGGUUUGUACCCUCUCCGGUUAUGGGUUCGAUCCCUCUCCGGAUCAAAAUAGAAUCAACAUUUAUUCUCGCCAAAACAUCAAAAAUGUUGUUAUUAUCAAUUCCAUUUAUGUAUACUGGAAUUGUUGUUAGUUUUUGGAGUUCAAUAUAUCCAACAAGUAUAGCAAAUACAGAAUUAUUUCAAUUAAAUCAAGGUGUUGACCCGAAAAUUUUAUUGGCUUUAAAUGCUAUAAUUCAAGGAGUUGGACAAAGUAGUGCCGGUCUUUUAUUUGGAAUAUUUGGUGUUAGAACAACAAGAAUACUUACAAAAUCAAAUAUUGUUUUAAUUGGCUCUUCUCUACAAUUAUUAGCCUAUUUUGCUAUUUUUGCAAGUAUUCCUGGAGAUGCUUCAUUAGGGAAAACAUUUGAAGAAGGAUAUUUAAUUUAUCCAAGAAUUUGGAUAGCUUUACUUUCUGGAUUUUUAAUUGGUUUUGGUGAUUCUUGUUGGAAUACACAAAUAUUUUCUCUAUUAAUUUCUCAUUAUUCACAACAUCAAAGUGCUUCAGCCUUUUCUCUAUUUAAAUUUUAUCAAUCAUUGUUAACUUUUUUGGCAUUUUUAUAUGCUUCUCUACUCUCUCUAUAUUGGCAUUUAUUAUUUCUUUUUGUUGGUUCAAUACUAGCUUUGUUUAGUUUUAUUUUUGUUGAAAGAACUAGUCAACAAACAACAAAUAAUGUUGAUAUUUCUGAAGAACAACAUGAUAUUAAUUAA